Messenger RNA from Symbiodinium sp. CCMP2592, 708 nucleotides. NCBI's taxonomy places the organism in Eukaryota, Dinophyceae, Suessiales, Symbiodiniaceae. The record is from the annotation of a GenBank genome assembly.
AUGUCCAUGGCCCAGAACCUCUUCAAAGAUGUCUUCGGUGAGGACUUCGCAAACCGGCUUGCCGCUGCUGCUGGCGAUGCGAGUUCCGCUGUCGCGGACACCAUAGACCGCGUCGCAGAAAGCGAGACCUUCAAAAAGGCCAGAAGCGCCACCGCCCUUGGAUUCCACAAGGUCGGGGAGACGGUGGGCUCCGCACCGGUGGUCCGCAAUGCUGUAGCAGCCCACCUUGGUUCGGUCACAGAUCACGCGAACUCCCAGGUUGCGGACAAGGAGCGCAGCGAAGCGCUGAGCCGCAAAGCUCUUGAGCACUGCCGGGCCAGGCUCGAGGAGCACAAGGAGGCAGUGACGAGAACUCAAGGUGCCAGAGAGGGCCGCCAGAUGAACUGGUGGGAUAACAUGUGGGAGUGGGUUCACGGUGAGCAGGCGGCAGCAGAUCGCCGAUACGACCGGGAGGCGGCCAACGAGACCAAGAAACUGCAGACACAGCUUCUUUGGGCCAAGACGGAGUGGCACCGUGCCGUCAGCGAUCUCGCGCAGGCGCGGCGGAAGGCAAUCGAGGCCGAGGAGAAAGAGCUGAAUACAAUGAAGGAUGGGGUGUCGUGGCAGGAUGCCGCAGAUGCUGGCGCUUUUUUCGUCAACAGCUUCUUUAGCCGUUCGGGUGCUCCCUCCGGCCAAGUUGUGAAGGCGCAGCGGCGGACCUGCAGGUGA